UUUAAUAAUAUCACCAGUCCCAAUCCCAGACAGUGGUCCUCGCGGAGGAGAUGACAACUAGAAAAAGAUUGCCUGAGACUUGUGGAGUGCGAAAUAUUUUGUUUUUAGUAAAGGAAUAAUUCUGGGUUCGAUGAAUUUAAAAUUCCUAACCAGUGAUGAGCUGGCUGCUAAAGUGGAUUCUUAUAGCAGCAGGGAUUCAACAGGCCUACUCCCAGACCCAGAAUUCUACUGCCAUGCUGCCCCUAGCAGAAGCCACAGACCUGGAGCCGUACAACCGGACCCAGUACUGCCACUGGCCCUGUGAGUGCCCCCUGGUCCCCCCCUCCUGCCCCCCAGGGGUGAGCCUGCUCAUGGACGGCUGUGACUGCUGCAAGGCCUGCGCCAGGCAGGUGGGGGAGGAGUGCAACGAGGCAGACACCUGUGACUACCAUAAGGGACUGUACUGCGAUUACAGCUCAGACAAGCCUAGGUACGAAAAAGGAGUGUGUGCAUAUAUGGUUGGCACGGGCUGCGAGCAUGACGGUGUGAUCUACCGUAAUGGACAGAGCUUCAAGCCCAGCUGUAAAUACCAGUGUCUGUGUGUGAACGGGGCCAUCGGGUGCGUGUCCCUGUGUACAGACUCCCAGCCCCCCCGGGUGUGGUGCCAGAACCCGAGGAGGGUCAAGAUCCCAGGACGCUGCUGUGAACAGUGGAUCUGUGACGAGCCCAAGAAGGGGCGGAAGACUGCUCCAAGACAUGCAGUGGAAGCUCUUCCUGCUGAGGCGAAGGGUCGGAGCAGGAACUGUGUGAUCCAGACCACCUCAUGGAGUAUCUGCUCUAAGACUUGUGGUCGAGGUCUGUCCCUGCGUGUCUCCAACGCCAACGAGAGGUGUGAGAUGGUAAAAGAGUCCCGCCUCUGCAACAUACGGCCCUGUGAGGUGGACAUCAUCAAGCACAUCAAGCCAGGGAAGAAUUGUAUGAACAUCUACAGAGAAGAGCAGCCCAAAAACUUUACCAUAUCAGGCUGUGUUAGUAAGAAGUCUUACCGGCCUAAAUACUGUGGUGUCUGCAUGGCCACGGACGAUCGCUGCUGCAUUCCCUACAAGUCCAAGACCAUCGACGUGGAGUUUGUGUGUCCCAACGGGGCCGUGUUCACCUGGCAAGUCAUGUGGAUCAACGCCUGCUUCUGUAACCUCAGCUGCAGGAACCCCAACGACAUCUUCGCCGAGCUGGAGAAUUACUAUGGCUACCCUGAGAUCGUGAACUGAGACAUUUCAAUAAUAAGCCAUAAGCUUAUUAAGGGCUUUAUUCAAUCAGAUACGCUUAGCCAACGUCUGCAUAGCGGUUGUUUUGAUGGUGUUAGAGGUGGAACUGCUUUAGAGCUGUCAAAUCCACAAGUGGCUCCCGGCAUUAUACCUAAAGCGGACAUUGCCAUUGGCUACACGGAGUCACGUGAACAGAAAUCCCCAAGCAACCACUGGAAUGCGAGACAUAAUCUACACCUCCAUUAGGAUGAUAGAAAUCCUCAUUAUUUAGUUCAAUGAUUUUUCACUUUGAGCGUCAUUAUUUCUAUAUAGCCUAAACUUUCUCGUUCUGAACUUCUAACAGGAGUGGCGUGGGUGUGGAUUCCUGACAAUGAUCGCAAGAGCAGCUGCUCACCGAUUUGACAGCUCCAAUGCAGUUCCACCUCUGAAACAUCCGCUAUGCAGGUGUCUGCUAUCGCUGGUUAAUGCCUGAUCUGAUUGAAUCUAGGCCUAAGCUUCCAUCUACCCCUAUUUUCACUUACUUUUCCCUUUCUCAAAGUUUUUUUGGUUUGUCAGAACUUCAGAAACUCUGUUAUAUAUUUUAUUUCAUACAUAAAGGCCGAUAUUCAAUCCAAGGCACGUUAUAGAACAGUGCAUCAUACAGAAGACAGUCCCAGCAUUCGCAGAGAUUUCAUUCAGUCUGUUAUAGUGCGCUCCUCUAGAUCGUCCAUUGGAUUGAAUACCGGUCAAAGUAUUUUUCUUUCAAGGGGAUUUUUCUUAUGCUUUUUUUCCUAUUGGAAAAAUGUGUAAAUAAAUGUUUUUUUGUGUUUUGAAACUUCAGAGGGUUUUUUAAGCACGUCUUUAUGGUCUGUAUAUGGUUGCUUUGGGAAAGAGUUUAUUGACUUACAAGUAAACCAAGUGUGUGAAAUAUUUUAGUUAUAAUUUAUUGAAGUAUAUCUUGAAUACUAAAUGAUUGAAAAAAUGGUUUGUCAUACAGGUAUUUCUAUAUUCACAGUAACAAGUUUCAUGAAAUCUCAUUCAAUCUCAUGUAAAGUUGAUUUGAUCGUGUGGCUCUGAAUUGAAUGAGUAAGAGAUGGUGAUGCUACUAUAGAAUGCAUGUGCUAUAUAUGGUUAAUAUGAUCCUGUGGAACUGUGGUAUCGUUUGAUCUUACAAGGCCACAUUCUACAUAAAAUGAUGACAACACCAGGACAAAAAGUUAUGUUUUUAUUUUCUUAGUAAAUAAACUGUUAUGCCAUA
Messenger RNA from Coregonus clupeaformis (lake whitefish), 2481 nucleotides. Its product is annotated as CCN family member 4. NCBI's taxonomy places the organism in Eukaryota, Metazoa, Chordata, Actinopteri, Salmoniformes, Salmonidae. Bases 156 to 1247 code for a protein of 363 amino acids. Gene Ontology annotation, biological process: cell adhesion; signal transduction. Gene Ontology annotation, molecular function: integrin binding; heparin binding. The record is from RefSeq and is a predicted model, not a curated record. The transcript has 5 exons. Gene Ontology annotation, cellular component: extracellular region; extracellular matrix.